AUGAAGCCUCUGUGUCUUUUGGGCUUUGCACUGAGCGCGCUGGCCAUACAACUUGGCUCCGAGAAUUCCAUCCAGAGCAUAUCCCUCUCACAAGCCGAAAAGGUGCAAUUCGACAAUGAAGCUGCACUCGCCUCCGCGAGUCCUAUUACGCGAGAACUUCUUGGACUGUCAAUCGAAUUCAACUUCAUUGUCGACUACUUAGGUGACGUUGGAAAGCCAAACCCGCUUUCCCAUCGACUACUACAGAACAUCGAAGACCGCACUGGAGCCUCGCCUCAUAUCCGUGUUGGUGGAGCCACCCAAGACGUGGCAAGGUACUGUGAGAUAUGCUCUGAGACAAUGAGCAGUACCUUCGCGGAUGAUGACAUACAUGCUGUUAACGUAUCAUUCAACGCUGGACUAUUUCAAGUCCUGAAUGAGAACGCCCCAAGCUCUCAAAAGUACACGUUUGGUCUUAACCUGGGUGACGAGAACAUCAAGGUUCCCAUGGCCGAGCUGGCAGCUGCCCAGAGCUACCUCAACUUGAGUCGACUUACCCACUAUGAGCUUGGAAAUGAACCGGACUACUAUUACACCAAGCUCGGAAAUCGAGGCAAGAGUUGGGACGUGGUUGCAUAUGUGAAGCAGUCGCUUUCUUACCUGAGAAAGCUAGUCGCAUCUGUUGCACAGACUUCGCGACCAGAAGCUCUGCCAAGGUUCUUAUACGGCUCAAUGGCCAACCAUCCUGCCUCCCAAGACUUUUCGCUUAGCACAUUGGCAAAGCUUGGUGUCAAGGAUAUUGUGCCGGAGAUUGCAGCAUUCAGCGAGCAUAAAUAUUUCGGGGAAGCUUGUACCGAUGAGGGAAAGGCUGAAAUUACAAUCCCAUUUUACCUGAAUCACCUUAACACGCUCGCCGGUGUCGCCCAAUAUCUCCCCAGCAUUGAGGCCUCUCGUAGCGUCGGGGCGCAGUUCAUUAUGGGAGAAACAAACAGCGCAGCUUGCCAUGGCCUGUCAGGUGUAUCUGACACCUUAGCAGCGGCACUGUGGAUGAUUGAUUACGCUCUUACUAGCGCAACGCUUGGCAUCGAGCAGCUGUAUUUCCAUAACGGCGUUGGCUAUCCGUAUAGUGCGUGGCAACCCGUUCAUCAGAAUGGGACUAAGGCACAUGUUCAAGCCCUAUACUAUGGCUUUCUGUUCUAUGCCGACCUAAUCGGAGACUUCAAAGACGGGGCUCGGACCGCAUCAAUUCCAUCCCUCAAUGGUGUUGGUCUCGCCCAUUAUGCCAUUUACGAGCCAGGCCAAACUGUGCCGAAGAAGCUGGUUAUUCUGAACUUAGAUGAAGUUAAUCAAAACACGACACGGAAACAGAAGGCUUUUGAUGUGUCCUCAGCUCUCGGACAAGAUGUCCGUGUGGCUCGAUUGACAGGGCCGUCAUCCAACGCUACUAGUGGGAUUCAUUGGGCUGGUCAGACAGUAGAUGGGCUUGGGAAUCUGAUUGGAAAGAGAAUGGUCGAAAGCAUCUUCAAUUCUACUGUAUCUGUUGGGUCUUCUGAGGCAGUGAUUAUUGAGCGAGCAUGA
Molecule: messenger RNA, 1557 nt
Organism: Aspergillus steynii IBT 23096
Lineage: Eukaryota; Fungi; Ascomycota; Eurotiomycetes; Eurotiales; Aspergillaceae
Product: glycosyl hydrolase family 79 C-terminal domain-containing protein
Exons: 4
Coding region: 1-1557 (518 amino acids)
Source: RefSeq, a predicted model, not a curated record